Penicillium diatomitis is the source of this 669-nucleotide messenger RNA. Its product is annotated as peroxiredoxin. The transcript has 2 exons. NCBI's taxonomy places the organism in Eukaryota, Fungi, Ascomycota, Eurotiomycetes, Eurotiales, Aspergillaceae. The record is from RefSeq and is a predicted model, not a curated record. Gene Ontology annotation, cellular component: mitochondrion; cytosol. Gene Ontology annotation, molecular function: peroxiredoxin activity. Bases 1 to 669 code for a protein of 222 amino acids. Gene Ontology annotation, biological process: cellular oxidant detoxification; cell redox homeostasis; cellular response to oxidative stress.
AUGGCUACCGAGCGUGCUCCCCUUCGUCUGGGCUCUACGGCCCCCAACUUCGAUGCCGAGACCUCCACCGGUCCCAUCAACUUCCACAACUUCAUCGGCGACAAGUGGACCAUCCUCUUCUCCCACCCCGAUGACUUCACCCCCAUCUGCACCACCGAGUUGGGCGCCUUCGCCAAGCUCGAGCCCGAGUUCACCGCUCGUGGUGUGCAGCUCAUCGGUCUGAGUGCCAACCACGUCGAGUCCCACCACCGGUGGAUCAAGGACAUUGAUGAGGUCUCUGGCUCCCAGCUCAAGUUCCCCAUCAUCUCCGAUCCCGAGCGCAAGGUGGCCUACCUGUACGACAUGGUCGACUACCAGGACACCACCAAUGUGGACUCCAAGGGCAUGGCCCUGACCAUCCGCUCCGUCUUCAUCAUUGACCCCGCGAAGAAGAUUCGCCUCAUCAUGACCUACCCUGCCUCCACCGGCCGCAACACCGCCGAGGUGCUCCGUGUCAUUGAUGCUCUCCAGACCACCGAGAAGCACGGUGUCACCACCCCUAUCAACUGGCUGCCCGGGGACGACGUGGUCAUUCCUCCUCCCGUCUCCACUGCCGAUGCCAAGGCCAAAUUUGGCGAGAUCCGUGAGGUGAAGCCCUACCUCCGGUUCACCAAAGACCCUAACCACUAG